Messenger RNA from Postia placenta MAD-698-R-SB12, 507 nucleotides. RefSeq lists its product as hypothetical. Lineage: Eukaryota; Fungi; Basidiomycota; Agaricomycetes; Polyporales; Adustoporiaceae. The coding region runs from base 1 to 507 and encodes 168 amino acids. The transcript is spliced from 2 exons. The record is from RefSeq and is a predicted model, not a curated record.
AUGCCGACGCGGCCCCGGGGUCUGGCGCCGUACCAAGCCGUGACAACGGCGUUCAAAGCCCGUUUCGGCAACCUCGACGAUGCCGCUGCGGCACAGGUAGAGCUCACCAAGCUCUGUGCUGACAAAACCGUGCGAGAGAAGCGCACUGCCGCAGAAUUCUCUGCGCUGUUCAAGGGUCCGGCGGACCAUUCCGGGUAUGGGGACCUGGAACUACACGACAAGUACCUGAGUGGCAUCCCUUCCCAUGUCUACCGCAAGAUCAAGCUCGAGACCUUCGCCAUGUGGCAAGCCGCUGACAAGCGCGCCACCAAGGUCGAGCAAAUCCUCGAUGUCAGCCGGGCCCGGCGGCCCGAGUUGAACAACUUCUUCUCAACCCGAGGUCGAGGACACGGAGGGGCAUGUGGUGGUGCACCCCAAUCCCAUGCAGCUUCGGCCAGCAUCAACGCGGCCGUCGGAAAAGGCAACUUCCCUGGCACUUGCUUUGGCUAUGGGAAGCAAGGGUACUGA